AUGGACGGCACCGUUCCCGUCAGUCUCCAUCGGAGAUCCCUUCGCGGCACGCGGCCGGCCCGCUACCUCACCCGUGCCUGCGUCGCCGCCUCGUACCCUCUGCGAGGCAUCGGCUUCUUUCUCCGCCACCGCGAGUUCUGGCCGCUCUUCCUCGGCAGGCUUCUCCCGCUCUCCAUGAUUUCCUUCCUCGUCUACCUCGUGCUCUUCACCUUUGCCUUUCUGCCGCAGUACGCCUUUCUCGCCAUCUUUCACGGCUGGGGCGCCUGGGUCAAUGCCGUCGUCCUGACCCUCGGCGAGGGCCUCGUCAUCAUACAGGGACUCUUUGAGGGUUUCUUCGUCGACGAGACCCGCGUCGACGUCUUCGACGCCACGCUCCUCAAGCUGGGUUUCCGGGAACUCGUCGCGCCGCACCGACUCCUCUUCGACGAGGCGCCCGACACCGUCAAGAUGCUGGGCAAGCCGACCAGCCCUGCCGUCUACCAGCCUUGGAGCAUCGUUCAGAUCAUCGAGCUCAUCGUGUUCCUACCCCUCAACCUCGUGCCCUUUGUCGGCACGCCCGCCUUCAUCGUCAUCACCGGCACGCGCCUCGGCAAGCUCUCGCACCACCGAUGGUUCCAGCUGCGCGGCCUGUCCAAGCAGGAGCGGAAGCGCGAGACCGCCUCGCUCACCUGGGACUGCGUCUGGUUCGGAAGCGUCGCCAUGGUCUUGGAGCUGAUCCCCAUCUUCUCCUUCUUCUUCCUCCUCACAACCUCGACCGGCUCGGCCAUGUGGACGGCGCGAAUGGAGGACGAGAAGCGGCGCGCCCGCUCCAUUGUGGACCCCCAGAAUGACGGCCGCGAACACGAACAGCCGUCGCUGCCACCGGCGUUGUACUCGGACAACCCCGUCUGA
This is a messenger RNA of Drechmeria coniospora, 891 nucleotides long. RefSeq lists its product as uncharacterized. The transcript is spliced from 2 exons. The coding region runs from base 1 to 891 and encodes 296 amino acids. Lineage: Eukaryota; Fungi; Ascomycota; Sordariomycetes; Hypocreales; Ophiocordycipitaceae. The record is from RefSeq and is a predicted model, not a curated record. Gene Ontology annotation, cellular component: lipid droplet; prospore membrane; ascospore wall.